CAUAAAGGAAGACCACACAUAAAGAGUGGGCUUGUCCUUCUAAGAGAUAUUAACCACUUCUUGUCUGAGUUAUGAUACUGCGGGGAAGUCCUCCAAUCUCUACUGCAAAUAUCUGCACAACGUAGAUCUAUUAUUAAUUUAAUUAGUCCAGAGCUGAUAUUAAAUAGAGGGAAUCAUAUUCUCUGUGACUCAAAAUUGUCAACUGUAGUAGCAACAGAGCAGCUCGAGUCAUGAAUGUAUUUUCAAGAGGAGUGUACCUUUUUCUCAGUUUGUACAGCGUCUUCUCUGUUGUGGUAGCCGGUACAGAAUGCAACGAGGAAGUCAGUUUGUCCACAUUCACUGAGAGUUAUGCUGUAGAAGCUGCUGCCAGUUUCUCUGAUGAUGGUAGUAUCCUUUCUCUCAGUUGUGCUGUCACUGAUGGAGAUACUUUACAGCCUGGACAAGAGCUGGUCUGGACUGAAGGAGGAAUAGAGAUACAGGGCAAAUCUUACAACAUGACAGUACAGCAAACUAAUACCAGCUCUCUAUUAACAAUAUACAAUGUAACUGAUGGACUACAGUAUGGUGAAUAUGGUUGCCAGUGUCACAAUAGGCACAAUCAUACACACAAUUCACUCAGUAAACUGAUAGCUACUGUGGAUUCAUUCAUCCAACACUGCAGCAAUCUCAACACUACUGUAGCAAUCCCUGACACAGAUUUUGCCCCUACUAUUGCUACACAUUAUGUAUCUGCUCCUGGUCAAAGUGUCAGUAUAAUAUGCAAUCAAUCUGGUUCUGUCCUAGCAAGAGAAAGUGGUGGUGUACUAGAGGAGGUUACUAAUACUUUUAUUGUCUCCUCUCCUGGUCAUCAAGGGAAGUUUGUAUGCAUUAAAGCUGGGACUGUAGUGGAGAUACACUAUGUUGUCAUUGAAGAUUAUGAGCCGAUUCAAUUUGUAUUUCCUCCUAUACCUGAAAAAAUCGUCCUUCCUUUUUCUGUUGGUUCCACUUCUCCUCCAACCCUGUGUGCCGUCUACUCUCCAAUACCUCUGCAAUCGUUUCGAAUAGUCUUUAGAAGUGGGGAGGCUGUUGUAGGAGGUCUGAAUCGUAUCUAUAGCAAAAGUGGCCCACUAGGAGAGGAUCUGUGGAGAAUCAAUUUAAUACCUAAUGAAGGAAGCAAUUUGAUUCUUGAGAGCUUGGAUCUUAAUUGCAGAGUUGAGACUGUUUGGGAAACUGUAACUAGUGAAAGAUACAAAGUUGACUUUGAAGAAUCCAAUACUGCCCCUAUUCCCUCUGUGUGUGUCACAGCAUCAGUCACUCCUCCCUCUCCAUUUCUCCCAGGCUCCAGCUUCACAAUACAGUGCACCAUUCAAUACGACAUAGAACCUGAUGUCAACCUACACAUCAUACACACAACAGACGAUGGUCUAUACACUGAACUCGAUAACUUUCCACUUUCCUCGUGUGAUGGUCUCCAUCAAACAAGGGUAUGCUCCUACACUAUUGAUAACGCUCUCCGUUUAACGAGCGAUGGGAACUAUUCUUGUAACUUCAGCGGUGUCAUUGAUACCAUUCCUGUAUCAGUCCUGGAGAUUGAGUAUUCAUCAACAAUUUCUCCUCCACUCCUAUCAUCGACAAUAAUAGCUUCAUCAAGUAGUAAUGACAUUAGUACUACUCCAGUCAUUCUCAGUACAUCCUCCAGUACCGGCAUUAUAUCUUAUGUUAAUCCAACCUCCGGAACUAAUGGCUCUCAAGUCAACAACACAACACUUCUCUCAGUCUCUCUCUCCCUAGCCUUCCUCUUAGUAGUUUUGAUACUCUCUGGGUUUGGUCUUAUAUUUCUUUCUAAAACUUGCUCUAAAAGAAAAAGGCGUAAGAGAAGAGAAAGUGUAAGAGACGGUCCGAUUGAGAUUCCUGCUCGUCCGUUGUUCACCUUCCAGCAGAGUCUCACGGGAUUUGACGAGGCUCUUUUGAACAGUUUGAAAGCGAACGAUAUGGAGUCUGUGUCUAUAUCACUAGCAUCAGCUUCGCCUAGCCUCUUGAAUCAGUUGAGGCCAAGCAUGAUAUCAAGAAUGAUGGCAGAGUGUCUUCAAGAGUUGCAUAGCAGUGAUUGGUAUGUUCCUUAUCACAAGCUCUCGUUUGAGGGCGAGCUUGGAUCGGGGGCUUUUGGUACCGUCAAGAAAGCGAGAGUAGCCGGAAUAAAAGGAGAUACAAACGAAAAGGUUGUGGCAGUCAAAAUGCUUAAAUGCUUGCCUUCAGAAGAAGACAUGCGGGACAUCAUCACUGAGUUCAAUAUACUGAAGCAUGUUGGAAGACAUGACAAUAUAGUUGGGCUUCUAGGAGCUUCUGAACACAAUGGUCAGUUGUUGGUCAUAGUGGAGUAUUGCUCUGGAGGUAACCUUUUGCAGCAUUUGAGGAAGAAGAGGCAAGACUCUCUUGAUCCUUUGACGACUCUUAAACAAAUAAAAAUGGCUCUUCAAGUAUCUCGUGGGAUGGCAUUCCUAUCAACACAAAAAUGUGUUCAUAGGGAUUUGGCUGCUCGUAAUAUACUUCUAGAUCAUGAAGGAACUCUCAAAGUUGCUGAUUUUGGACUAGCAAGGGAGACACUUUAUUCGAUAUAUACCAAAACAUCAAAAGGAAAGAUUCCUUUUAAGUGGAUGUCUCCUGAAAGCAUUUUUGACAAAAUCUACACAACCAAGAGCGAUGUGUGGUCCUUUGGUGUCCUUCUAAUGGAAAUUAUUACAUUAGGCCAGACACCGUAUCCUGGUAAAACUGUUGAUGAAGUUAUUGAGUGUUUGAGAAGCAAGAAAACCAUGACCAAACCUCAGUCGUGCCCCAUCAAAGUUUACGACAUAAUGAGACAGUGUUGGCAGUUCGAUCCUAAACUCCGUCCCUCGUUCCACGAACUGAUAACAAUCCUCGAGCAAUUCUUGGCAGACUAUCGGCCGGAAUCGCCCAGCUACAUUGAACCAGUAGAUAUUGACGAGGGUGUCUCAACUUCCAACGACACCAAUUCACCCUCUCCUGUCUCUCCUAAUCCCCCGCUGUGCCAGCUGCACAAUGACAGUCUGGACUCCGGUCACCAGGAGCUUCCCAGCAUCCAUGAAAUGUACUCCGCCCUGAUGAGCUGUGACCCAGAGCUGGCGGAAGAGCUCCAUAAGCUGUGUCUCGAUUGUCAGAGACGCUGCCUCAAUACUUAUUACUGCAAUUAUAUAUCAGUGAGUUCAGAGACUUCUUGUAGCAGCGAAGACUCUACUGGUAGUGUUAAGAUCUACACAAGACUUGGUGGAGAAAAAGGUGGAGAUUCUAAAAACCUCAAACCUCGUAAUAUCAGAUUUGGGAAGUACUCUUUCUGUCGAUCCUGUCGGUACUUAGCGACUCCUAGUGCUAAUGCUGGAAACUUUUUAAAAGUUGAUGAUGGAGUGACUUCCAAAAAAGGGCAACGAGAACCUUCGUAUCUUUCUUUGAUAGGUAGCGAUCAGGGAGGUCCCUCACCCAUCCAUUAUGUGACUCAAGCUCCUCUCAGUCACUCUAUAUCAAUCCAGAUAAGCAAUGGAGGGAAGGAAAUUGACUCAAGUCCAUCAAAGCAAUCCUUUGUUUCGAUAAAGACUCCUCUUUCUCUGAGCCCGAGGCGCAAUGGAACAGAAAUGGAGGGACAUCAUGGAUUAUUAAAAGGGCAGUGUCAGGUGUUGUGGGAUACCCAGUCGACCACGAGUGGUGGGUACAUACAGACUGUGGUGUAAUAGUGUAACAUUUGGAUGAACAUGUUAUUAUUUUUUUAUUUUAAUACAGAGAAGAGAUGUGCAUUCUCUUCAUAUACAGGUGUAUAUGCUUUUUUUAAUACAUUAUUUCACAACCUCUCACUUAAUGUUUCUUGUAGCUUGUGGAUACUAUGGUUGGUGCUUUUGUUGGCACA
Molecule: messenger RNA, 3892 nt
Organism: Amphimedon queenslandica
Lineage: Eukaryota; Metazoa; Porifera; Demospongiae; Haplosclerida; Niphatidae
Product: fibroblast growth factor receptor 3-like
Exons: 15
Coding region: 231-3719 (1162 amino acids)
Biological process (GO): multicellular organism development; positive regulation of kinase activity; protein phosphorylation
Cellular component (GO): plasma membrane; signaling receptor complex
Molecular function (GO): ATP binding; transmembrane receptor protein tyrosine kinase activity
Source: RefSeq, a predicted model, not a curated record